Messenger RNA from Diachasma alloeum, 5736 nucleotides. RefSeq names its product DNA-directed RNA polymerase I subunit RPA1 (gene RpI1). Gene Ontology annotation, molecular function: DNA-directed RNA polymerase activity; DNA binding. The record is from RefSeq and is a predicted model, not a curated record. The transcript has 5 exons. Bases 175 to 5253 code for a protein of 1692 amino acids. NCBI's taxonomy places the organism in Eukaryota, Metazoa, Arthropoda, Insecta, Hymenoptera, Braconidae. Gene Ontology annotation, cellular component: RNA polymerase I complex. Gene Ontology annotation, biological process: DNA-templated transcription.
UUCAAACCCUCACGUGUCCUUCACCUGCCGUUGUUUACCAAAAUAAUCUAAAAAAUGUGAAUUAAUGGUCGAAUAUCUGCCUCAAUCGGUGAUAAACUCGUUCCGUUAUAAAAAAACAUUUCCUCGGAGUGAAAAUCAGGGAAAUUCCUCUGAAAGCCACAUAAAUCCCCAGAGAUGGCAUUCCGCAGUGGUUUACCGUCAGACCAGACCCCGAAGCACCUCUACCCCAAGAGCCUCGUCUUCUCGGUCUUCACAGCGGAGGACAUAAAGAACCUCAGUGUCGUGAAGAUCUGCACGCCCUUGUCCUUCAACGUCCUGGGGCACCCCCUCAGGGGAGGCCUGUACGACCCCUCCCUGGGGCCACUGAACGAACACUCUGACCCCUGUGGCACCUGCGGGGAGAACGUCUACACCUGCACCGGGCACUUUGGACACAUUGAGCUCCCAGUGCUGGUGGUCAACCCCCUCUUCCACAAAGUCCUCUGCAGUCUCGUGAAAUUGUCAUGUCUGAACUGCUUCACCAUUCAGAUUCCUGCGCACGUCAAGCUCGUGCUGUCAGCGAAAUUAAAACUGAUUAAUGAAGGAUUUUACACUGACCUCGAGGGUCUGGAGCAAGAGGUUGCCUCGGUCCUGUCGGAGCCUGCAGUGGGCCAGGAGGCACAGGCCGAGCUGGUGCGCGAGGCCGUCGAUGGUUACGUCAGGAACCUCCACGAGAGGAGGGCCUACGGGAAAAUGUGCGAGGGCGAAGUCCAGGUGCACACGAAGAACGUUAAUACUUUGUGGCAGAUCCAUGUGGAGUCUGUGGUGAAGAUGCACAAGCCGGAGAAGGUCUGUCUUUACUGCAAGAUACCCAUCUCCAAGGUGUCCAUUCUGAAGAAUAGGAUCAUGAUCUCUAAGGCUGCUAUUUAUGACGACGAGCACAGGGGGGUGGCCCAGAAGACCAUGAGUGUUCUGCUUAUGCCGGAUCAGUCCAGGAAGUACAUGAGACGCGUUUGGGAUAAUGAUAGGGAGAUCUUGAAGGUAAUUGUUCCCUGCCUAGGGGUUCUCAAAACCGAGUACCCCGUGGAUGUCUUCUACUUCGAGGUGAUUCCAGUGCUCCCCCCAAUAGUUCGCCCGGUGAACUUCCUCGACGGGCAAUUAAUGGAACACCCCCAGACGCAAGUCUACAAGCACAUAAUGCAGGACUGCCUGGUCCUCAGGAACAUCAUCCAAACGAUCCAAGACGGUGACACCAGCCAACUCCCCGAAGAAGGGAAACUGGUCUUCGAGACUAUUCGAGGGACGACUCCCCUGGAGAAACUCCACAACGCGUGGUCAGCCCUUCAGGGUAACGUGGACCACCUCAUGGACAGGGACAUGUCGAAGACAGCUGAAUCGAUGCUCUGUCAAGGCUUGAAACAGAUCAUCGAGAAGAAGGAAGGGGCGAUAAGAAUGCACAUGAUGGGAAAGCGUGUGAAUUACGCGGCCAGAUCAGUCAUAACUCCAGACCCCAAUCUGAACAUCGAUGAGAUAGGAAUUCCAGAGGCAUUUGCUCUCAAGUUGACGUACCCCGUCCCCGUGACUCCGUGGAACGUCGCAGAAAUGAGGGAAUUGGUGAUGAAUGGUCCUGAUCAGCAUCCGGGGGCUGUGAAGAUCGAGGGUGAGGACGGUUUCAUCAGGAGAAUCAAUCCCAAUGACAGGAUCAGCAGGGAAGCCAUUGCUAAGAGGCUUCUCACAGAGGGACACAAGAAUGAAAAGUCCUUUCAAGGGGUCAAGAUUGUGCACAGGCAUCUACAGAAUGGGGAUAUUAUGCUGUUGAAUCGACAGCCAACUCUCCAUAAACCGUCUAUUAUGGCGCACAAGGCGAGGAUUCUCAAAGGUGAAAAAACCCUCCGCCUUCACUAUUCAAACUGCAAAGCCUACAACGCCGACUUCGACGGUGACGAGAUGAACGUUCACUUCCCCCAGAACGAGGUCUCCAGAUCCGAGGGCUACUUCAUCGCCAACGUCUCCAACCAGUACCUGGUCCCGAAGGACGGGACCCCCUUGGGGGGCCUCAUCCAGGAUCACGUCAUCUCAGGGGUGCGUCUGACCGUCCGAGGAAAAUUCCUCUCCAAGCAAGACUACAUGCAACUGGUCUAUGCAGGUCUCUACGACCACCGUGGGGACAUUCAGAUCCUCCCCCCAGCCAUCAUCAAACCCGUUCAACUCUGGUCGGGAAAGCAGGUGCUGUCCACGAUCAUCAUCAACAGCAUUCCCAGGGGAAAAGCUAGGAUAAACUUGACAGCUGGUGCUAAAAUCCCAGCGAAAUCCUGGGAGAGACAGCCACCGAGAAAAUGGCGACAGGGAAUUGAAUUCACUGACCCCAAGACCAUGUCCGAGGCUGAAGUCAUCAUCAGAAAUGGAGAACUUCUGUCCGGAGUUCUUGAUAAAACCCAUUAUGGAGCAACUCCCUACGGUCUCAUCCACUGCAUGUACGAGUUGUACGGUGGCCCCUGUUCCUCGAAGGUCCUCAGUGCCUUUGGGAAAGUCUUCCAGUCGCACCUUCAACUCUGCGGCUUCACCCUCGGCAUCGAAGACAUCCUGGUCCUCCCAAAGAGCGACAAUAAACGAAAAGAGAUCAUCGAGAGGUGCAGGAAGAUCGGUGAUGAUAUCCAGAAAACAGCACUGGAACUGCCUGAGGACACUCCACGCGAUGUUGUCCUCAAGAAGAUGGAGGAGAACAACUGGAGGAACAAGAGGUUCCGAGGGCUGAUUGACAGAAAGUACAAGACAGCUUUGGAUCCCUUCACCAACGAGAUCAACAAGACUUGUCUCCCUGCGGGGCUGAGGAAGAAGUUUCCAGAGAAUAAUCUUCAGCUGAUGGUGACUUCGGGGGCGAAGGGAUCCACCGUCAACACCAUGCAGAUCUCCUGUCUUCUAGGGCAGAUUGAACUCGAGGGGAAAAGACCGCCCCUGAUGAUCAGUGGAAAGUCUCUCCCUAGUUUUCCACCUUACGACUCGUCCCCCAGGGCUGGGGGGUUCAUUGAUGGAAGAUUUAUGACUGGAAUUCAGCCUCAGGAGUUCUUCUUUCAUUGCAUGGCAGGGCGUGAGGGGCUGAUUGAUACAGCUGUGAAGACGAGCAGGUCUGGAUACCUUCAGAGGUGCCUGAUCAAGCAUCUUGAAGGACUGACGGUUGGCUAUGACUCCACAGUGAGAGACUCUGACGGCAGUCUUGUGCAGAUGUACUACGGAGAGGAUGGCCUGGACAUACCGAACUCCAGGUUCUUGAGGAAGGAGCAGAUGGAGUUCCUGGUGGAGAACAGAGGGGCUAUUGUCGACGAGAGGCUCGUGGAGAGUCUCAAGGAAACGAGUGAUACCAAGAAUAUUCAGAAGAUGGGGAAGAGGUUGAGGAAGUGGAAGAGCAAGCAUGGAGAUGUGUUGAGAAAGUCCAGGGAAAGUGGGUUUACCAUUUUCACGAAGGAGAAUGGAUCUAAUAGCGCAAAAGGGAAUAUUAUUGAUGGCACUGUUGGGAGGAGCAAGGGGUCACUGUCACUGGUCAAGAAGUGGGUUCGAGCUGAUGGGGAGGUCAAGAAGUCUUUCAAUGAUAAAGUUGUCAGAUGCCCAGAGCCCUUGACCUCGAAAUACCGUCAAGACCUGGAGUUCGGGGUUCUCACCGAGCACCUCGAGGAGCUCAUGGACGGCUACCUGAGGACCCCAAGGUCCUACGGCCCCCCAGUCACCAGGGACGAAAUUCGUGACAUGCUCUCCUGCAAAGUCAUGAAGACCCUGUGUCCCCCUGGUGAGGCAGUUGGUCUUCUCGCUGCUCAGUCCAUCGGUGAACCCUCCACCCAGAUGACCCUCAACACCUUCCACUUCGCGGGUCGUGGUGAGAUGAACGUGACCCUGGGUAUCCCCAGACUCCGGGAGAUCCUCAUGAUGGCGUCGAAGAACAUCAAGACCCCCAGUAUGGAGAUCCCUUUCAGGAGGGAUCUGAAGAAUCUCACGAGACAGUCCAACAAAUUGAAAUUAAAACUGACGAGAUGUGUCUUGUCUGACGUCGUGAGGUCCAUAAAAAUCGACAGGAAGAUGGAAACGUAUCCCAAUAGACAACUGGAGUACGCAUUGACAAUUCAGUAUCUUCCUCACAAAAACUACAAGCACGAGUUCAAUGUCACGUCCAGGGAGGUCGUUGAAAAAACUGAGACCCUCUUCUUUAAGCAGAUGUUCAGGGAAAUAAAGAAGGUGGCGAAGGUCUCGGGAACUCUGCUCCACGUGGAGGAGGAGAAGAGGAAGAAUACAGCACAGGAGGACUCGAUGCUGGACGAGGCUGACGAUGGAGAACCAGUUAGCAGGAAGAUUAAACAGGACUUUGGGGAGGAGCAUGAGUCUUCCGACGAGGAUGAAGCCCCCGAGGAUGAGGAUGCCACUGCAGCCAGGAGCAAGUCCAGGCAUCAGGAGAACCGGGAGUACGAUGAUCCUGAGGAGGACGAGGUCAUUAAUGAUGACGAGGACGAGGCUGAGGAUGAAGAGAGGAAACCUGACGUCCUUGAAGAUGACGUCGAGGAGGUGAACGAGGAGAUUGAUCUUGCGGAUCAGGCGGCUGCUGAUCAGAGGAAAAUAGACGUUGCUAAUAUGUACAGUUAUGCUGUGGAGUAUGACUUUGACGCGGGAAAGUAUCUCUGGUGCAAAUUCAGGUUCUGGCUGCCUCUGAGGAUGAUUAAGAUUGAUUUGCCGACGAUCCUGAAGAAUGUCGCGGGGAAGGUGGUGCUUUGGGAGACACCUUCCAUCAAGAAGGCUUUCACCUUUCCCAAUGCCAAGGGGGAGACUGUUCUCAAGACCGAUGGGAUCAAUAUUGUGGAGAUGUUCAAGUAUGAUAAGGUCUUGGACAUUAGGAGGCUGUACUCUAAUGACAUCUGGGGGAUCUCUCAGACUUAUGGGAUUGAGGCUGCUAAUAGGGUCAUCGUGAAGGAGGUGAAGGAUGUCUUCAAGAUGUAUGGAAUCACUGUUGACCCCAGGCAUCUGUCACUUAUUGCUGAUUAUAUGACUUUCGAUGGGAGCUUUCAGCCGAUGAGCAGGAAGGGCAUGGAGAACUCGGCUUCGCCACUCCAGCAGAUGAGUUUUGAGAGCUCGUUGACGUUCUUGAAGAGUGCUACUUUGCAAGGUAAACGAGAUGACUUAACGUCUCCAUCGAGUCGUUUGAUGCUCGGGCAACCGUGUAGAACUGGCACUGGAGCCUUCGACGUCUACCUGAAGAUGUCCUCUGCGAUGAAACCAGUGAAAUCAUCCCUUUAAGUAGGUAUCACUGACGUAUUCGUUAUGACAAUUGUAUAUUUCCCCGUAUUUUAUAGAUUUUAUAAUAAUAAAUGAUUGGAAGACAGUCGUGUGAAUUUAUUCACCUAAUUCAUCGUGUAUAUUUCAAAAGGCCAAGUACAUCAAUCAAGUCAGAUACAAACGAAUGGAAAAAAUGUAGCGAAUUAAAGUUGCUACUGUUUAAACUCAUGUUCACAGUCUUUUCUAUCGUGAAAACAUCUCAAAUUCCGUGUCCGAGAAGAGUACACAAUAGAAUAUGUACAAAACAUGGUAAUGUUAAUGCCGUGUAUGAUUUAAUUGAACUAUUAUCAAUUUUUUUCAUUAAUUAUCUUCGAUUUUAAACUUCUUUCGGUUUAAAUAUAACAGUUAUAAGGCGUACAGUUUGUUUAUUAUGCGAGAUUGGGUCUAAUUCUUGUGCGCCUCAAUACCGUCCUUGAUUUUUUGAAGGCUGGCUCCAGUAAAUUG